AUGACUACUGAUAUUUCCUUACCACUAGCCAGCGAUAUAUGGUCAUGUAUAGCAUGUACAUCUCUAAAUCCACUCUCGACCUUUCCAAUGUGUCAGAUUUGUGAAACAGACAACGAUUCGAUCAUCACAGUAUCAACAGCAGGCAAUUGGUCAUGUGCUGUUUGUACUUAUAUUAAUGGUUCUACCACUCAACAUUGUGAAAUCUGUGGUAAUAUACCGAACAUCUUGCCUUCAAUUAAGAAUGAGGAUGAUGGGCGAUGGGAAUGCCCAUGCUGUACCUAUGAUAAUUCAAAAUAUAUUGAUACAUGUAUCAUAUGUGAAAGAGGAACACAAAGACAUAUGGAUAAAAUAAUGUCUGAUGUUCACAACAACUGCCUCCAUAACAGUCAAAGUUCAUUGAUCAACAGCUUCAAUUCUUUAAAAAAUGAUACAAUGAUUGACAGACUUCUUACAGCAACUAACGAUCAUACCAAGAUUGCAGUUGCUGACCCUCAAGCAUUCAAUAAUGGUUUUGUAGAACAACGGCAACAAGCAAUUAACACUCAUUUCUAUCGAAAAACUGUUGAAUCAUGGAACCCACAUUCACUUCAGCAGCUUGUCGAAACUAUGAAAGUUUUCUCGAAAGACUAUUCGCGAGCUAAUCAAUGUUGGCUUAGUUUCUGUUGGAUUGCAUAUAAUAUUGGCUACGAUACUGUGUCAUAUUUUAGCAAAAAUUACCCAGAUCAAUCAGUUGAGGAAGUAUUUCGAACAAAGAAGGCUAUAUGUGGCGGUUAUAGCAAUCUAUAUAAAUAUUUAUGUGAUCAGUUGGCUAUUCCAUGUAAAGUGAUAAGCGGAUAUGCGAAAGGAUAUGGAUUUGAACAUGAUAAAAAUGCAUUAUACGAAACGAAUCAUGCAUGGAAUGCUGUUGAAAUCGAACAAAGUUGGUAUUUAAUAGAUUCAACAUGGGGCAGUGGAUAUCUAGAUAAACACAAAUUAUUUAAACGUCAUUUGAAUCCCUACUAUUUCCUUUCACGUCCUGAUCAAAUGAUCUAUAAUCAUUUACCAGAGAAUGAAAUAUGGCAAUUAUUACAGCGACCUAUUUCAAGGACUCAAUAUAUGCAAAUGCCAGAAGUUUAUCCAGCUUUCUUUGAAUUUAAUAUUGAACUCAUAAGUCCACGUCAGCAAGCACAUGUGGCACUCAUUCUAGGUCAACCAUAUGGAUUGGUUUUAAUACGAGCACCUGCUAACAUAGAGCUCACAGCACAUUUUAAUUUAUUCGAUAAGAAAGUCAAUGGUGGCUGUCGGAUUAUAUUCGACUCAAAAAAAGAACUUUACCUCUGCUACUUUGCACCAAAUCGUAUUGGCAAGCAUGAUAUAACGAUAUUUGGAAUGGAUAAUGAUUCAGUUGAGAAAUUACAGAAACCAGUGCUCCACAUACCAUUUGAUGUUACUGAAAUGAUUCAAAAUCCUGUGAGUUUUCCGAUGACAACAAAAGCCUUUUAUGACUUAAAUCUAGAAGUUCUUUCGCCAAAAAAGACGCAUUUGAUCAAAGUCGAUAAUGGAACUAAAACUGCACUCAUUAUGAUUCGAGCACCGUAUGAUGUUGAACUUGUUGGUCAUCUCCAGGAUAAAAGUCAGAACAAUAUUGCAAAUGCGCACUCAAUAUACUACGACAAGCAAGAAGGUUUUUGGAAAUGUUAUUUUGCUCCUAAUGAAAAUGGUAUGUUCGACGCUCAUAUUUUUGCUAGAAAACAAUCCAAUACGCAAAGAUACACGCUUGUUGUCACAUUUCAAAUCGAAGCAAAAGAAAUUUCAAAAUCACCCCUAACUUAUCCACACAUGUGGCAAUUAUUUCACGAUCUUAAUCUCGAAGUCGAAUCACCGAAAAAUUGUUCCACUAUUAUCUGGUCAAAAACUGUUCCAUAUGUUGAAAUUCUCAUGCGUGCAUCCAAUAAUGUUCAACUUACAUGUAGUAUCCAUAACAAUGAUGUCUAUGUUGAAAAUGGAACAUUGGCACAAUUCAAUAGAGAGAGGAAUCUAUGGCAAUUACUAUUUGCACCUCAACGCACUGGUGAACAUAAGCUGAAUAUUUUUGCUAAGCAAAUGACUAGUGUCAAAUCUGCUGUUGUUGUUCAAUUUAACAUGCAUGUAACAGAACUCCAACGGCCAAUGAAGUUUCCCAUCAUUUAUAGUCAUAUUAAAACUAGUAAAAUUAGGAUUUACGAACCCAUUGAUGGUACACUAAAAAAAGGUUCGACUGUACUGAUUCAUUGUAUGAUUCCAAACGCAACAGAUGUCUUUAUAAUGGUUGAUUCGAAAUCGAUCACACCACAGGAAUAUCAGAAUUCUAUUUUAAAAACAAAACUCAUCGUCGGUUCAAAAGAUGUUGUGGUUUACGCUAAAUACGAACAAGGAGCAUAUUAUGAAUCAGUUAUUGCAUAUUUUGUAGGAUGA
Messenger RNA from Rotaria sp. Silwood2, 2433 nucleotides. The record is from the annotation of a GenBank genome assembly. Lineage: Eukaryota; Metazoa; Rotifera; Eurotatoria; Philodinida; Philodinidae.